AUGAAAUAUAAAUCUAAUCUUGAAUUUGGUUCAAUAACAUCUCGUCGUCGUGAUCGUCGAGGAAAAUCUUUUAGUGGUGCAUCUGCAUAUCAAGGUAAUCAACCUCCAUUUUAUUCUCAUCAACCAUCACUAUUUACAACAAUUAAUGAUGAAUUAGUUCCAUUGGCAUAUCAAUCUCAAUCAUUUGAUCCAUAUCAAUCAAGUGUUGAAUAUCGUUUACAAGAAAUAACUAAACGAUUAUCUACAUUAGAAACAAAAUUAACUGAAGAUGUAUCUACUGUUCUUUCAAUACUUCGACGUCAAUUUCCAACAAAUAAUUUAUCAAUAUCUUUAUCUUCAACUGAUAUAUUAAAAACUAGUUCUUAA
Molecule: messenger RNA, 366 nt
Organism: Rotaria sp. Silwood1
Lineage: Eukaryota; Metazoa; Rotifera; Eurotatoria; Philodinida; Philodinidae
Source: the annotation of a GenBank genome assembly